AUUGCAUUAGUUUAUAUUUAUCUUAUUAUAUUAUAAGGUUGUUAGUAAACAUUAAUGGCAUGUGUUACUUUGCGGUUUACACAGAUGUUAAUAUUACGAGUUCCAUGAAGUUUGUGAAGAAAUCAAUAUGGCCCUCAAACUGGGAAAAUGCAGGCUCUGUUUGAAAUUAGGCGACUUUUAUUCUAUUUUCACCGUCGACAAUGCCGUGCAACUCGCAGAGAUGGUUAUGGAUUGUGCCCGGGUGAAGAUAUACGAAGGAGAUGGGCUGCCUGAUAAAAUAUGUUCCGAGUGUGUACAGAAGCUGAGUAGCGCCUACAUCUUUAAACAGCAGUGUGAGAGGUCAGAUCAGGAGUUACGGCGGAACUAUAUACCGCCACCAGGUUUUACCUCUACUCCACAACCUCCCAACAGACAAAGCAGCGAUUCGGCUUUCUCCACUCACACAGACAUAUCUAAUCAGACUAAACCAUCAUCGUCCACUGAAGGCGUCACAACACCUGCCAAACGGAGCCGAAAGCGAAGUCGUGAGAGCGUAGAUAAUACCUCGGUCAGUAGUCGCUCGCACGACUACGCACCAGCCGUCAAACGUGUCUCGGAACUCAGGAGGUCGCAGAAACGUCGCCGUGCCGAUACUAGCAAUAACUCUUUCGUGGACUCUGAUUACGAUGACCACAGUUUUUCUCAAUUCUCCGGUGGCGAAACCGAUUCUGAUGAACCGCUCCUUAAAAAUGAACAUAAAUGCAAGGAGUGUGGUAAAGCUUUUACCACUUAUAAAGGUCUCUCGAACCACGAGAGGAUUCAUUCAUCGAAAAAAGAAAAGUUAGCUCAAAACCAAGUAGUGAAUAUCCCAAAGAAAAACGACGUUACAAAAGAUGCUACAGAUGAUGAUAACAAGUUGAGCUGUGAAAAAUGUGGAAAGACAUUCAAGCUAAAGAUUAUGUUGAAGAGACAUCAUGAUGUAUGCGGAACCACACCUCAAGUAUCUCCACAGAAAGAGUUGCUCAUAUCAUUAGAGCCAAUAGACGCGAAACCCCAAACGAUAGACAAAAUAGACUGCGAAAUAUGCACGGCGAAAUUCAAAACCAUUGAUUAUUUAGAGAAACACAUGCGAGUAGUUCACGCUGCGAUUCCCAAGAAGAACAAAGGAAAACAGGUCACACAAAAUGGGAAUACGGUAAUUCCUUGCUUAUACUGUCGGAAAGAGUUUGACGAUUAUAACACGCAUAAUGCCCAUUUUAAUGCUUGCCCGGAAAAGGUCGACAUGGCUAUUUUUGAAUGUCCAGCUUGCACAAAAGUAACAUAUAAAAGGAGUGCAUACUUUCUACAUCUACGAAAUAUACAUUUUAUUUAUCAAAAUUUGGAAAAAAAUCCUUCGCUCGAGGUGUCGUCGCCCCAGGGGUCGUUCGAAUGUCGUGUAUGCAGCAAGCGGUUACCGACGCAAGAUCAGCUAAUAGCCCAUCUUGCUGAGCAUAUGUCCCACGCCGAGGACCCCGAUACAGCAGAUGUCGAAUUAGUGAAUGACGACGAAUCCAGGUAUCUUUUAUAUGUGCGCCGUUGAUGUACUAUAGUUUAGUUCUAAAUAUGCUUAUCGAUAUAUUUCAUUUCAGAGCCAGCACGAUUGACGAUUCAAUAUCGGUCGUCUCAGACUACAGUAGUUCGCAUGUUUCUUCAGGCCCUUUGAAAUGUCGCAUGUGUGAUAAGAGAUUUAAGUACAAGAAAGCAUUAGAGACCCAUGAACAAAGGCAUAUGGAGUCGGACGUCAAAACUGAACCUCCAGAUAAGAGUCAGACCAGUCUGUUGUGCGAAACGAGCGGUCCACGAGCCGAAUUAGAAACAGAGUCUAGUCAAGAGGAAGGAGACGACAACACUUGUGACAUAUGUGAGAAGCAGUUUUCUUACAAACGUUUACUCAUUCAACACAAACGGACUAAACAUAACCAAUGUUCGGGAACGAAACGCGCUAAGAUCAAUUUGAAAGAUUGUUCCGUGCGGUGUCUGAUUUGCGAUAUAGAGAUGAAAGUGAGCGCUAUAAAUGAGCACAACCAAAAACAUAUAUCUGUCAACAUGAAACCGAGAAACCUGUACAGUUGUGCACUGUGCGAAGAAACAUUCAAGAGCUGCAGCGCAUUGGCUAACCACAUAAAGUUCGUUCAUCGGCUGAAGCAACCACCGAAACCGAAAACACCAAAAAUGUUGGAGGGUGGAUCCGAGCUGGCGGAUUUUUGUGAAGUCGUUGUGACAAAAGCGGAACCCCUGGACGCGCUCCAGAGUCACAACGACUUUGGUGAGGUUCCGGGCAACACUGGGGCACCGCUCGUCAACAUGAGCGGUUUCACUUGUCCGAUAUGUCAGAAGAAAAUGCCGACCUUGAUAUCCCUCAAAAGACACGUCAACUGGCACUCGAACGUUGGCAAUAAUAUCGAAAAAAAGAUCGAGUGUUUCGUAUGCAAAGAGUCGUUCCGGUUCCAAUGCCAUUACAAGCUGCACAUGCGCGAACAUUACCGCGACACGAACCUGGAUCCGCAGCACCUCACGUGCGCCAUCUGUGGCCGCAAGAGCAAACACCUCCGCGCCGCGCAGGCUCACAUGAACUUCCACAAGCAGACCCGCUUCAAGACCAAGGACUACCAAUGCUCCAUUUGCAAACGGGUGUUCCAGUUUCGAAAAGUCUAUUUGUCGCAUAUGGUGAUACAUCUGAAACGUGGCGAAAGUGUGCAGAACACGAUCGUGGGCGAUGCGCUUCCCAACUCCGUGGAUAAAACCGUUUUCGAUGGAACCCACACCUGUCACCUCUGUGGGAAGGUGUGUGACUCCGAAAAUUCGCUGAAAUGCCACGUUAGGUGGCAUAACUCCAAGUCUUCACUUUACGGAGCUAGACACGAAUGCCACAUAUGUGGAUUGGUAUUCACGAAUAAAAGAAGAUUAGAGAUUCACACGAGAAGUCAUUACGAAGAUGAUAACGGCCCCUUCAAAUGCACUAUAUGCGGCAAAGGCUUUAUCGAUGAGGAAUAUUUCCGUAGACACGUUAAAGGCCAUAAUUUCGAUCACCAGUCGCAUAAAGAUAGAAUAGAAAAGUUGCGAAAGGACAAAAUCAAAUGUCCGAUAUGCACCCGUUUUUACCCUGACUUGGUGAGACUGAUUCGUCACUUGAGAAGAACUCACCCUGAGAGCAAGAUGAUCAAAACCGAUCCAGACGCUCCUCCGCCGAGCUACUAUUCGUGUAAAUUGUGCGCUAAAGUGUUCCUAGACGAAAGGCGACUACAAAAUCACGAGGAAGCACAUCUUAGGAAACCUCUAUUCUUUAAAUGCAAAUUUUGUGGGAAGAACACGAUAUCGAUGAAAAACCACAAUGUACAUAUUAAAGCUCAUUUAACAAGGAAUUACUCUGAUAAUCCUUUGAAGUGUACGCAAUGUGACGAGACUUUUGUAAAAGGAUAUGAUUUGCAUCACCAUUUGCGCGAUGUCCACAAUAUCAUAGAAAAUUGGAUAGCAGAGCGCACCGAGCAAACAUUAGAAGGUCCACUUAAGGAAUUGCAAUGUGCUCUCUGCUUAAAGGUGUUAGCCAGUAAGGGCAAUUACGAGAGACACAUCGAUUACCACAACACUUUGAGAUGCAAUUAUUGUUUUGAUUACUUCAGCACUCUAAGAUUCUUGGAAGGUCAUUUGGCAUUCCACUGUGAUAAGAAGAAAUUAAUCGGAGACACUGAGAUAUAUCCUAAAAAAAUUAAAUGCAACAUCUGUUAUAAAGCCUUUCAUUUGCAGGUGAAGUUAGAUUGCCAUCUUCGAAUUAAACACGACAUUAAAGAUUUCAAGAAAGUAUCUUCCGAUAAAAAGGAGACUGUCUGCGAUUACUGUUUUAGAGUUUUUGAAAACGAGGAAGCUUUAACGUCUCACAAAAUUUACCACCGCACUAUCGGUUAUUAUGGCUGUAUAUACUGCAAGAGGAAAUUCAACACUCUCACUCUUUAUAGAAAGCACAAGAAUCACCACUUUUCACAGUUGAAUGUCGACAAUCCGACUAAGUGCGAACACUGCGACGAAACAUUUGUCGCUUUUAGAGAGAUGAUUUAUCACAUGAGGGACGUUCACGGCGACGACAAAGAGUGGAUCGUCAUGCCAAAAGAUUCAAUCGAGGAAACUUGCCACAUAUGCAACAAAACCUUUUUCAACCUUCACAGGCAUUUGGAUUACCACGAAGAGAACAGAUGCAAGAAAUGCGCAGAAUACUUUUUCUCUAGAAACGAUUACGAUAAUCAUCUUUGUGCCAUUGAGAGUGAUGACGAGAACCUACAGACUAACGGCAACAGUUGUACGCCCGCUUACGAAGAGUGCCGAUUCUGCUUCAAGCCGGUCACCAGGAGCAACUCGAAGAAACUGCACGAUAACAUUCACAAGACAUCCGGGGCGAUAUCGUGCCGUUUCUGCGAUCUUAAAUUCAAAACUAUGGACGCGUUUAACAUUCACGCGUUCUCGCAUAGAAGCAGGAAAUAUAACAAGAGGCCUAUAAAAUGUAGGAAGUGCGGUGAGAAGUUUGUGAAAUACGGUCCCUUCAUAAAACAUAUGAAAUACGUGCACAAAUCGACAAAGAAGGUUCAUUAUCGGGCUAUCGUGAAGCCGGAGAGAUGCGUGGUGUGCGGAGACGAGUUCCCCAAUCUGCACAACCACUAUCGGGCGCAUCUGCAGAACCAGUGCCAACAGUGUAACAAAUAUUUUACAUCUGCGAAAGUGUUCUCGAUGCACAAAUGUGACCAAGACGAUUCGGAUCCGUCUAAAGUGUUUGUUUGCGACGAAAACCUGCUAGCACUGAUCAACACUUACAUACCGAAGGAUUUGAAAGAUGACGAAAAGUAUUACGGACGCAGCGACGACGAGGACGAGGAAGUGGAAGACGAACCUGCGCCUGUAGCGUCCCGCGAGAAAAGUAGUAACAAAAGACCGAAGCAGUCUAAACCGCCCGAACUCAGCCAGGACGAGAAGGAGUUGCAUUCUAUGGUCUCGUCUCCGAUAAUAUCGGAUGUAUUAUCACUCUACCAAGAUAAAGAAAUAGCUGAUACAAAAAAUAUCGUCGAAGAUAAAGAUAUUGUAACGUUAAUAGAUGACGAUUCUAUGGAUAUUGAUGUUAGUAUACCGGUGAUUACGAUAGAUUAAAUAAAAUUAUGCAUGAGCGUACAUUAUGAUGGGGAGUUAUGAAUUUUUUUUUUUAGUUUAUAACGCUCUUGAAACUUGAUCUUGCUGGCUCUGCAUCCCUGUGAUAGAUAAGUCAAGGCAUUACUUGUUUAUAUUUAGUUCUACAAGAAUUAUUUGGUC
This is a messenger RNA of Diatraea saccharalis (sugarcane borer), 5307 nucleotides long. The record is from the annotation of a GenBank genome assembly. NCBI's taxonomy places the organism in Eukaryota, Metazoa, Arthropoda, Insecta, Lepidoptera, Crambidae.